AAUGGGCAGCGUGGUCUCAAAUUUUGACCUGUUUAUAAAACAUGCUGUCAAAAUGAGAAGUAUUUUGAACGGGAAUUAGCAAAAUUAGCUUGAUAGCUUAGAUAUUGAAAAAGAAUGCUUUAUUUUCUAAUUCCGACGGGUUCGGUGAAUCCAAAUGUGAAACUUGAGGGGUUAGGUACAUUUAGCAAGGUUAAGAACCACGUCUUUAUGGUUAUGAUGUGAUGUUACAAGCUAGUUGUGCAUUGUUCCGAUCACCAGAGGUCUCUGUUGAGGUCUCGAGUUGAUGGAAACCGUCCGAGAAAAUGUUUUGAAGGUCCUGAUUUUCUUGAGUCCCAGAAGUCUUGAUCUUGCCUCGAUCCCACUGAUUUCUGGCUUGGGCAGGUUAUCUUUCACCUCGACCGGUGAGGUUGGACGGACGUAAAGAGUGGCAGACAUGUCUUACUGCAAGCAAGAAGGUAAAGAUCGAAUUAUCUUUGUGACCAAGGAGGACCAUGAGGCCCCGAGUAAUGCCGAGCUGAUUGCAGAUGAUCCGCAUGAUCCAUAUGAAGAACAAGGCCUCAUAUUGCCUAAUGGUGACAUCAACUGGAACUGCCCGUGCCUCGGCGGCAUGGCUAGCGGACCUUGUGGCUCUCAGUUCAAGGAGGCCUUCUCAUGCUUUCACUACAGUAAGGAGGAGGUGAAGGGCUCAGAGUGCAUUGACCACUUCCGUAACAUGCAGGAAUGCAUGCAGAAGUACCCUGAGCUCUAUCCUCAGGAGGAAGAUAAGGAAAGCCUUGAUCCGCCGCCGCAGGCCAACUCUGCUUCUGACUCAACCGAGGACCCUGCCUUAUUGCAGCAAACAGACGUAAGCUCACAGACAGACAGCCAGACUGCCAGCUAAGAUUAGCUGUCAUUCUCAGGCUCUUUAAUCUCGGAGAACGAGUAAAGCCCUGCGCUGCAUAGGUUUAUAUGCUGUCGUCAGUAAAACUAAUUGAGAAGCCCUGUACUGUAGUGGCUUUAAUGGGCGGCACCAGACAAAGACUUGAGGCAAAAACAUACAUGAUAUUACUGUAUGUUGGUGGUUAUGCGCAACCAUUCCUGGAACUUCCCAUGGACCCAACAAAAGAUCGGAGCAUCUCUAUACCCAAGUUUUCCUUAUUUGUAUGACUGAAAUUAAUACGUUCUGUUCUUUUCAUGCCAGCAUGUGCAUUAUACUACAAACGAUUAUAACCAUAACUUAAAGAAAAACUAUUGUACUGCCUUACAUCCCAUUUUCAACACUGUUUGAUUGUAUCUGUCUGACACGCUGGUGUGUUCCUUCUAUGUGAAGAACUUGGAUCUAAAUGUUUUAAAUUGAUAUUCCUUACCAACCACCUUUGUUAUUCGUACUUGUUAAUGUUGGACUUGAGCGUUCAAAAGUUUGUUGAUUUGUAGCUAGCAUGUCACAAGAGGAAAUGUUAGAUUGAAACUGGUAAACUUCACUCAGCGACCACUUUAUUAGGAAUACCAAUCCACCUGCUCAAUAAGUAAUUAUACUAAUUACAAUUUCAAAUCAGCCAAUCCCAUGGCAGAAACUCGAUGCAUUUUGGUAUGUAGACAUUUUCAUGGUCAGCUCAAGGUCAUGCUUUUAAAACUCUGCAUCAGACUUGGUUAUGUUGAUGUAAGAUAAUUUUUGGUGCUAGACAGACUGCUAUUGUAAUGAGUAUUUUAAUAGUUGCUCCGCAACUGGGAUUCUCGCACACAAUGUUUACAGAGAAUGGUCCGAAAAAUAGAAAACAUCCAGUGAACAGCAGUUCUCUGGGUAAAAAUGCCAUGCCCAAGACAGGAUCCAGCUGAUAGAAAGGCAACAGGACCUCAAAAGACUGCUCGUUACAACUGAGGUAACCAGAAGAGCAUCUUUAAAAACAUGUCAAACCUUGAGAAAAGAUGCUCCUGUCCAAACCAGUCUGGUCAUUCUUGGCAUCAACAAGUCAAUUUCUAAACCCUAAAGACUGUUGUGUGUGAGAAUCCUUGUAGCUCCGCAGUUUCUGAAAUACUGUACUCUCACCAGCCCGUCUGGCAGUAACAGCAGUGCCAUGUUCAAACUCAAGUCACUUAAAUCAAGUUUCUUCCCCAUUCUGAUGCUCACUUUGGAAAGAUGCAGACCAUCUUCUUCACCAUGUCUACAUGCCUAGAUGCAUAGAAGAUUUUUUCUUUUUCAUCUGUCGGCGGGAAAAAUAAAUGCUUUGCAUUGAAGAUUUCUUUGU
Corythoichthys intestinalis (scribbled pipefish) is the source of this 2225-nucleotide messenger RNA. RefSeq names its product coiled-coil-helix-coiled-coil-helix domain containing 4a (gene chchd4a). Bases 434 to 880 code for a protein of 148 amino acids. Gene Ontology annotation, molecular function: protein-disulfide reductase activity. Gene Ontology annotation, biological process: protein import into mitochondrial intermembrane space. The transcript has 4 exons. Gene Ontology annotation, cellular component: mitochondrial intermembrane space. Lineage: Eukaryota; Metazoa; Chordata; Actinopteri; Syngnathiformes; Syngnathidae. The record is from RefSeq and is a predicted model, not a curated record.